AUCCAUCAAUGAUAUUCAUCAACAAAUAAAUACUGUUCUGCUUUUGCUGCUUUCACUGAUAAGAGAUAUCAAAUACACACAAACAAUGAUUAUCAUCUUUAUCGUUCAUACCAAACAGAAGCAUUGAUGAUUUGAUAAUUUCAUUUUUUUUUCAUUUAUAAUCGAGGUAACCAAAAAUAGUAUAAGAAAAGUAAAAAAAAAAAAUCGCGCUCAUUUCCAAUUAUCAUGUUUCAUAGAUAGAUUACCUACAAUAACAACAACAACAACAACAGUAUAACUACACAUGGUUAAUUUGGUCUUCGUCUUCGUGAUAAUCGAUCGACACCACUGUAUUAAUCAUAAUUCUUAUGGCGAUGAUAAUUAAUAAUGAAAAUAAUUUUUUUUUCAUAUUUAUUUCAAUUUCUAUAGGAUUCCAAAACCGAUUGGUAAAAAAAAUAGUGAAUUGUGAUUCUAGUUCAGCCUAGUGAUAUUUUUUUUUGUGCGUGAGUGCAAUUUGUUUAUUUUAAUUUAUAUAUAUUUAUUUAAUUGAUUUAAAAAUAAAUCGACGACAAAAAUUACCGCUAAAAAUAUUUCACUUUACUAUCCAAGAAUCAUUCAGUUUUUGAUUAAUCAUCAAUUGUGAUUAAUCAUUGAAAGAUUGUUUUUAUUAUUAUGGGAAAAUUGAAACGUAAACAGCUUCAUCAACAAGUUACGAACCACUAUCAUCAUUAUAGUAACAAUCGAAUUACUUACCAUAAUCAUCAUCAUCAUCAUAAUCAUCAAUCAUCAUCAUCUUGUUCACCAUCAUCAUCUUCAUUGUCACCAUCAAGUUCUAGUGUAUCAUCAACAUCACCAUCACAAAUAUCGUCAUCAUCACGUGCUUCAUCGCCAUCAUCAUCAUCAUCAUCAUCAUCAAUACAAUCAUCAACAUCACCUUGGAAAUCACCAGUAUCAUUAUAUACAAUUUCAGAUGAAGAUUCGGGUAUAAUUAGUAGUGGAACAACAACAACAACAACAACAACAUCAUCAUCAUCAUCAUCAUCAUUAUCUGAUAAUUUGUGUUCUAAUUUGAAUAUAAAUACAAAAAAUAAUAAUUCACUAAUUCAAACAAAUAUUCCUGUGACAAAAGUUGCAAGAUUUAAUAUAAACAGAAAUUUAUCUUCAUCAUCAUCCGCAUCAUCUAGAUCAAACCAUCCAUCUGGUGGUAAUACAAAUGUUUAUGCCAUGACAAAUGGCCAUGCUAGAAAUAUUGCAAACAACGCCGCUGCCGCUGCCGCUGCCACCACAACCACCACAACAAGAUUGUCGUCAGUGGUAACAACAACUAAUAAUAAUAAUAAUAAUAAUAAUAUUGGCGUUAAUCAUCUGCAACAUCUUCUUCAUUCACAACAUCCUAAUAAUAAUCAUCAUAAUCAACAUCAUCAUAACCACCUGUUGCAUCAACAACAUCAACCUCAACAGCAACAGCAGCAGCAACAACAACAACAACAACAACAACAAAAUAAAGCUCAACCAUUUUCAAGAAGAACUUUGAACAUUUUACCACCACCGCCCACAAAUUUUGGAUCUUCAUUUUCACAUAAUAAUAAUAAUAAUGUAUCAUCGAAUUCAUCAUUGUCUACAAGUGAAACAUCUAUUCCUAUUGUAACUCAUUCAACCACUAGUAAUGGAUUUGUUUCUAAUAAUACAGCCGAAAUUAUUCGAAAUUCAUCAUCAUCGUCGAUGCGACAAAGUUGUGUUUUAACACCAACAACAAAUCAACAGAAUAGUACUGUUUAUCAUAAUCAUAUGAAUCAUUCUAAUAUGAUUGUGUCAUCAUCGCCAUCAUCAUCGUCGAUUCGUAAUUGUCAAAAAAUGAGCCAUUCAAAUCAGAAUUCGGCAGUUUCAUUAUCAACAACAUUGGGCACUAAUCCACAUCAAUAUAAUCAGAAUAGUAUGAUUAAUAAUCGUAUCGCACCAUGUGCUCAUCCAUCACGUUCAAAGAAUAAUAAAUAUGAAUUAAAGAUUCUUUCACAGCCCGAAGAACAGCAUAGAGCUCGAUAUUUGACUGAAGGAAGCCGAGGUGCUAUCAAAGACAAAUCUGGCCAUGGUUAUCCAAUUGUAAAACUUUGUGGUUACACUCGACAACCAAUUAAAAUUCAAUGCUUCAUUGGACAUGAUAAACAUAUUGGUGUUCCACAUCUAUUUUAUCAAGCAUCGAAAAUUGCGGGAAAAAAUUCGACAAAUUGUAUGAUGAAAAAAAUUGAUGGAACCAGUAUAAUUACAAUGGAAGCAUCGCCAGCCAAUAAUAUGGAAGUGAAUGUUGAUUGCAUCGGUAUUCUAAAGGAACGAAAUGUUGAUGUUGAACAAAAAUUGAAUAAAUUUCAAAAAAAUGGCAAUGGAAACAAUAUGACCACCGAUGUUGAUUCAAUAACCAAUAUUAAACGAUCAACACGUUGUCGUUUAGUAUUUCGUUGUGAAAUACCUGAAACAAUGGAAAUUUUGCAAACAGUUAGCACGCCUAUUUUAUGUACACAGCCUUUGGGUACACCGGAAAUCAAUAAAAAAUCAAUGUUCUGUUGUAAUAUUGAUGGUGGUGAAGAAUUAUUUAUAAUUGGUAAAAAUUUUCUCAAAGAUGCCAAAGUAAUAUUCCGUAAUGAUAAAUGGAUCAAAAUAGUCGAACCAAAUCGUGAAUAUCUUAAAUCGACACAUUUAAUUUGCAAAAUUCCACCAUAUGAUUUAUCAAUUCCAACGGCAACAGUAAAAUUAUCUCAACAAAUACAGACACGAUCAUUAUCAUCAUCUUCAUCCUCGUCAUCAUCAUCAUCACCAUCAUCAUCAUCAUCAAACAGAAACGGAUCCAAAAUUGAUCGAAGUUUUAUUGAUGGUCAAAAGUGGAGGAAAGUGUUCGGAUCCACAGAGAUUUUACUAUCGAAUACCAGAUAGAAAUAAUAAUUCACAACAACAAACAUCCAACAAUACUAACAUGAACUUUGAAAUGGAUAUGAGACUUCGGCGAACUGAAUCAUCGACGUCAACAAUAAACAAUUCAAAUGAAGCCGUUCUUAAUUUUAU
Molecule: messenger RNA, 3033 nt
Organism: Dermatophagoides farinae (American house dust mite)
Lineage: Eukaryota; Metazoa; Arthropoda; Arachnida; Sarcoptiformes; Pyroglyphidae
Biological process (GO): regulation of transcription by RNA polymerase II
Cellular component (GO): transcription regulator complex
Molecular function (GO): DNA-binding transcription factor activity, RNA polymerase II-specific; transcription factor binding; RNA polymerase II cis-regulatory region sequence-specific DNA binding
Source: RefSeq, a predicted model, not a curated record